GGCACCCGCUGGCAGGAGCCUGGCCUUUUGCUACCAGUAAGAAGGGAAAGAGAGUGGGAACCAACCGGGAGGCUCGCACACCUAAAGGAGACAUCUAAGCUGCAGCAAGCAGCAGCAGCAGCAGCAAGGGAAGCGUGAGCUUGAACCCAAGCUCGGGACCAGGAGGAACUGGAGAUGUCAUCGCUGGUGAAGGAAGACUUGGAGAAAAGACUGUUCAAGCCGCUGGCACAGAAUCUCUGCGAGUUCAUUGAGAUCGAGGUCUCUGUCCAGGACAGGUAUUACCUCUGUGUGUCAGUAACCAAAACUGAUGAAGUAAAAAUCAGCAUGGUAAAGCACUACCGAGUAGGGCUAGAUGAAAAGUAUGAAGUAACAAAAAGGUGGUCCCUGAAUGAUCUGCGGAUGAUUGACGGAAAGGAAGCAGAUACGGACAAUCCAUUUUUUGAUCUACACUUCAAGAAAGUAUACAGCUUGGAGGCCUACAGCUGUGCCUCCAAGUACUCCUUUGCUCGCACAGUGAGCAGGCUGAACCACGUGUACCUUAAGAAGGACUUACACAUCGUGAACUUCGAUUCUACCUACAUUAACGAUGACUCCAUUUGGUCCUCCAACAACAAAGACUGCCUGGUCCUCAUGAGAAUAUGCUUUUAUGCUUUCAAUCUUGUGUGCUUGUCCUUGUGUCCCCUGCCACUUUGAAGAUGUAACCCAAAGUCCUUCAUCAGUGUCUGAAGAAAAUGCCUCCCCGACUGAAUACUGAUAGUCAAAUGUUUGUUUUGCCUCUUCACUGAAGGGUAUUACUUACACUGAAAUAAGACAAGGCUUUGAGAAUUGAAAUAAAAUGUGUUUUAGUGCAGUCCUUCAACAGUU
This is a messenger RNA of Rattus norvegicus (Norway rat), 864 nucleotides long. RefSeq names its product exocyst complex component 1 like (gene Exoc1l). The transcript has 3 exons. The coding region runs from base 175 to 693 and encodes 172 amino acids. The record is from RefSeq and is marked validated. NCBI's taxonomy places the organism in Eukaryota, Metazoa, Chordata, Mammalia, Rodentia, Muridae.